Messenger RNA from Zygosaccharomyces rouxii, 3822 nucleotides. RefSeq names its product Mdg1p (gene MDG1). NCBI's taxonomy places the organism in Eukaryota, Fungi, Ascomycota, Saccharomycetes, Saccharomycetales, Saccharomycetaceae. The record is from RefSeq and is a predicted model, not a curated record. Bases 1 to 3822 code for a protein of 1273 amino acids. The transcript has a single exon.
AUGAGUACGGUCAAUUAUAGUUUUAGCUGGCCUUCAGGUCCUAAAGACGUUGUUGUUACAGGUGAGUUUGAUGAAUGGAAAAGUAUUUUCCAUUUAGAAAAAUCACCAACAACCGGCGAAUUUGAAAUUACGUUGCCCAUUAAAAUUCCAGAGGAAAAAGAUAGAGUUUUCUUCAAAUUUAUUGUGGAUGGUCAAUGGGUUACUAGUGGAUUUUAUAAGAUUGGUACUGACCCAGCCGGUAUUGAAAACAACUACAUUUCGAAGCAAGAAUUACACCAUUUAGUGGAGAAAAAAGAUGAAAAAAAUGAAAAACAUAAAUCUGAUAUUGCUGCAGGAAUUGCAACUACCGCUUCUCCGAAACCAACGAAAACAAGAUCAGCUGCUGCUCCUCAACAGGGUGACACUCCUGAAGCCGUUGUAGCUCGUUCUUCCAAAAACCUUAAUGUAAAACCUUCAACUCCCCAAACUGCUUCUCCCAGUGCUCAUCCUCAGAAGCCUCAAUCUAGUCACAGUCAUGAACAUGAGCAUGCUGCUGCUACAACCACUCCUACUGCUUCUAAUGAUCCUCUCGCAGCAACGGCAGCAGCAUCUGCCCUUAGGAAAGUUAAAAUUAAAAGAAAGAUCAAGAUAAAUAAGAAAACUGGUGAAAGAAUUGUUGUAUCCGAGGAGAGGAUUCCUCUAGAUGAAGAUGAUGAGGCUGUUCUUGGUAGCACUACUUUUGAGGAAGAAGAAUUGUCACCUGCAGGUAAAGCUUCAACUAAUAGUAGCGCUCAAGGCACUCCUGGUCUUUCCAAUGCCGCAGCAGGUGCUGCAGGUAUUCCACCAUCUGUAACUGGUACUACUACUCCAACUCCAACUCGUCAAAGACAAAAACAACAACAACAACCUCGCACACCUCUGGGUUCCGUGAAUUCUCCUUCCAAUUCCCCAUCAGUCCGUAAGACUCGUCCUCUAUCCACUUCCGGUGCUCCCAAGUCUUCAUCUGGUAUCCGUUCACGUAGCGGUUCUACUAAGGAGCGUCCAGUUUCUACGGUUGGUAGACCUACAAGUCCAUCUCGUUCCAAAUCGAGUACUCCAAUGAGUUCGUCAGGUUCAGCUGCAGCUUCUGCGGGUGCUACUGCGGCGACAGCAGCAGCAGCACGUAAGGACCGUCCAACCUCAGCUGCAAUUGGUGAUUCUACCCCUAGUUCUGCUCUUAAGACAGUGUCUCGUGGUGGUUCUACAAAGAAAAACACCAAUGAGUCAGCCAAUGCAGAAGUUACAGGUCCUCUUGGUACUCGUCUUCCGGAUAAUGCUGGUGAAGAAACUUUCCAUAUCUUGCCUAUUGAAACUCCCUCCGGUGGUGACCAAGCAGCUUUUAAAUCAUUAGCCGGUGAACCAGGUCCAUUUGUUCCAAGUAAUCAGGAGCAGUUAAAGGCAUUUUCCGAAGUUAAUGAUAACGUUGAUCCCCAAGCCUUUAAUGAGAGAUUAAACAAGCAGUUCAAAGCUGAACACAAUACACCAGAAAAGAAAGCUAGUGAAAAAUUAGACAAAAAAAUCGAUUCGCAAGCUAAUACAGAAAAUCUGGACAAGCAAAAGAGUUUAGAUGAUUUGGACAAGAAAGCUAAUGAAAGUAAAUUGGAGCAAAUCAGUAAAGGUGAUGCAGUCGGAAAAUUGAAAAACGAUGAUGAAUUGCAAAAACUAGGUAAGGACUCAUUGCAGGGUAAGGAGGAUAAAAAGGAUGCUUUUGAUACCCUGAAAAACGACAAAGGUAACUUGACCGAUGCUGGUAAAAGUUUAGCAUCUGAUGCCAAGAAAAGCGCUAGUGGUCCUGGUGCUGAUACGGGUGCUGAUAGCAGUGAUGCCAAGGAUACAUUUGGUAAAUUGGGUGAAGACGAUACUUUGAAACAGCUAGGUAAAGACGCAGCUGAAGGUAAAGUCAAUAAGGAUGAUGCUCUAGAUAAGCUUGGUAAGGAUUCUACUUUGAAAGAUACUGGCGAAGGUGUCGCCGCAGGUGCUCUUGGUGGUGCUUCGUCAGGAAAGAAUAAGAAUAAGAAUAAGAAAAAGAACAAGAACAAGAAGAAUAAGAAUAAGGCCGAGAAGAGUUCUGAAAAAGAAUCCAAAGAAAAAACUGGUACUUCUGACGCUAGUAUCUCCGGCGACCUUGAAAGUGGUGAACGUCAAAUUCCUGGCGAUUACAAUACUGAGAAGGUUACCCAAGAAAAUAAGGGUGUCAAAUCCGACCUGUCGGAGACUGGAGAUCUUAGUAGCACUGACGGCAUCAGAGGUGCAAAUGAGCACGGAUACGUCCCGGGAAAAGCCGGUCCAGAACUUGACGAGAACGAUUCUUCUGCGCAUGGUGGUGUUUCCGCUCAGGGCUCUACCCCGGGUUCUACCGGUCAAGUUGUUGGUAAAGAUGCUGCUCCUCUUCGCUCUUCUGCUCAAGGAGAAACCGCUGGCGUCACUGGUCCAAGUGCCAGUAAAGGUGCUACUGAAUCUCUUGCUCCAGGUGCUGCGGCCGGUGCAGCUGGUGCUGCCGGUGCAACUGGUAUCUCUACAACAAAUGCUGGUGAGAAAGAGCUUGGUAAUGAGGCUACUGAAUAUGGUAAGAAGACUGGCUUAGACGAUAAGACUGACUUGGACAAGGAAAUUUCUGCUCUAGGUGGAAAGACCGAGUUGGAUCAAGAUGCGAAUCUCCUAAGUAAGGAAGCAGUUCCUUUGAGUGAGGACAAAACUUCUGCUACAGGCGCUGCUGCUGGUACAUCUAUAACGAAGGUGCCUGCUGACAAAGAGAAAGAGGUUACUCAAGAUUACCCCAAGAAAAAUGAACCUAGUGAAUUGCAAAACAAGGGAGAAACGGAGGAAAAGAAGAGUAAGGAAGUCAAGAGAACCGGGUCCCAAAAAAAGGAAGCAGCCUUACCAACUCUGGAUCCAAGAGCAAGAAAGAGCGCUGGUGACCCUAACUCUGGGGCAAGACCAACAUCUUCUCAACAAUAUGUUGACACUGAUAACGAUGAGAAAAACAAGGAUUACUCGGAUCCUUUAACGAAGGACACAUCUGAAAUUGCUGGCCAACAUGCUCCUAAGGCUGCUACCACUACUGGUGGUAGUGCUGCUGGUGUUGCUGGUGUUGCUGGUGCUGCUGGUGCUGCUGUUUCUUCGAAGGACACUACCAAGACAAGCAAGAGUACUCCUCCCCCUAACAAAAGUGCUGAAACCAAUGGCACCACUCCUACUAAGGCCAACAGACACUCUGUAGCAGAUGCAGAAGCUAAACCCAGUAAGAGUGCUCAUUCAAAGAGCACCCGUCCAAAGAGCGUUGCAGGCUCAGUGAAAAAAGAAAGUAAGGGUAGUACCGCCAAGGGUACUCCAGGAAGUGCCGGUUCUGCUGGAACUACUAGCGCAAAGAGUAAAAAAGAAAUUGCCACUGAUGCAUUGAAGAAAGGAAAAUCCAAAGCUGAGGUGUCUAAGGGUAAGAAUACCAAAGACACCGCCGCCGAUUUGGUCAAGACCGGUAAAUCUGGUGUCGAAGAUGGUAAGAGUCGCAAGGAAGUUGCUAAAGAUGCUUUAAAGCAGGGCAAGUCUGAAGCUGGAUCCGCCAAGGGUAAGAAUGCCAAGGAGGCUGUUAGCGAUGCCGCUAAAAGUUGUAAGAAAGAAGUAGGUGCUUCUAAGGGUAAAGGUGUCGCAAAUGAAACUGCCAAUGCAGGAAAAUCUGAAUCUGGUGCAGCAGCAGCUGCCGAACAAAAACCCCCUGGUCAAUCUACUCUUGCUAACGCUGCCAACCGCACUGACAAAAAGAAAAAAAUUGGUCUUUGGGCCAGAAUUAAGAGAAUUCUGAAAUAA